Lathyrus oleraceus (garden pea) is the source of this 1477-nucleotide messenger RNA. RefSeq names its product RING-H2 finger protein ATL5. Lineage: Eukaryota; Viridiplantae; Streptophyta; Magnoliopsida; Fabales; Fabaceae. The record is from RefSeq and is a predicted model, not a curated record. The transcript is spliced from 3 exons. Bases 302 to 877 code for a protein of 191 amino acids.
UGAGAGAAAAUCAAAAGAGUCAAUUUUUAUCACUUCUCGCUCUCUCUCUCCUCCUGUUUCUGUUCCCCCACCACCUUCAAUCUCAUCUUCCUUCAUAAAUUUCAUAUGGGUUUCUUUUCUUUUCUCAUAUACUCACUCUGACAUCAAAAAGUUUCAAUUUUUAUAUUCAUAACAUGGCUUUGUGUUUUCCUAUUCUUUUAACUUAACCCCUUUGUGUAUUUGGAACUGUGGGUUUUUUUGUUGUAAGGUUUGAUUUUUUUUUUUUUUUUGUUGAAAGUUGAUUUUUUUUUGGUGGUUGGAGAUGUUGGGUUCAGGGACAAAUUUAGUGACAACUGUUAUUGGAUUUGGCAUGAGUGCCACUUUCAUUGUUUUUGUUUGUACAAGAAUCAUUUGUGGAAGACUUAGAGGUGGUGUUGAAUCUAGGAUGAUGUAUCAGAUUGAAUCAAGAUAUGAUAUAGAACAGCCAGAACAUCAUGUUAAUGACCCUGAUCCUGAACCAGUUCUGCUUGAAGCAAUCCCCACUUUGAAGUUCAAUCAAGAGGCUUUCAGUUCCAUUGAAGAUACACAGUGUGUAAUAUGUUUGGCGGACUACAAAGAAAGAGAAAUAUUGCGAAUCAUGCCGAAAUGCGGCCACACUUUUCAUCUUUGUUGCAUUGAUAUAUGGCUGAGGAAACAAUCUACCUGUCCAGUAUGCCGUCUGCCGUUGAAAAACUCGUCCGAAACAAAACACGUGAGACCCGUUACAUUCACCAUGAGCCAACCUCUCGACGAGCCGCCACAUACAUCAGAAAGGAACGCGGAUAUUGAGAGGCACGUCGAACCUACUGCUGUUAACUCCAUACAACCAACUUCCGAAGAACCAGAAGCAAGGCAAUAGUGAUGUAAGAUGUCUAAAGGGAUUGUUCUGCUCUCAAAAAAUAGAUUAGUGAUCAUUUUCUGGUUCUAUAGAAGAAUGUUUUUAACUAGAUUGGAUUCAAAUUCUUUCUAUGUAUUAUUAUUGCUUCCAUAUUCACUUGGCCAUGUCAACAUUGGUUCUCUGCAGCAGAGAUGUAUAUAAUAUCUUUCCUUCUGCAGCAUAUGCUUGCCUAGGUUUUGAUGGAGUUUAUUUUACACCAAGUUUGAAGUUCUUUUGAUUGUAGCAUUGCCUCUAGGAAAGUCACUACUCUUAAGUUUGGUUCAAUUGACUUAUUUGCAUCCUUUUUUAAAUAGAAUUUUGCUUCUACAAAAAAAGGUCAUUUAUCCAAUGUUUGUUGAGGCACUUGCAAAAGGACAAUGGGCCAAACAUGGGGCUUCUCUGGACCUAGAUUACCUACAUUAGAAAACAACUAUAUUAAUGGAGUCAAUAAUUUGAGAAUUUUAUUUGGCAUGAGGUGCACCCCAACCCCUACACAUGUGCUGGCACCCCUACACAUGUGCUGAAAUAACUAUAUUGUAUUUUAACUAAAAUAGUAAAUUUGUCAAACUUAAUUACUUUUUA